This is a messenger RNA of Ilyonectria robusta, 1151 nucleotides long. RefSeq names its product concanavalin A-like lectin/glucanase domain-containing protein. NCBI's taxonomy places the organism in Eukaryota, Fungi, Ascomycota, Sordariomycetes, Hypocreales, Nectriaceae. The transcript has 2 exons. Gene Ontology annotation, biological process: carbohydrate metabolic process. The record is from RefSeq and is a predicted model, not a curated record. Gene Ontology annotation, molecular function: hydrolase activity, hydrolyzing O-glycosyl compounds. The coding region runs from base 58 to 921 and encodes 287 amino acids.
CCAACAGUAGUUCACAGUCACUCGUUUCCCGCUGCUACACACUCGUUUCCCGUAGCCAUGUUUUACCAACGCGUCUUUACCGUUUUCCUCUCGCUCUUUGCCGUUGCAUUCGCCUUGGCGCCGCCCUCCUAUGCGGGCUUCUCCAAGGUCUGGACCUCCGACUUCGCCGGAAAGGCCGAAACACUGCCGAGCACGACCAAAUGGAACCUCAUCACGGGCGAUAAGAACGGCAACGCUGAAUAUCAGAGAUACACCAAGUCGAACAAGAACAUGCGCAUCACCGGAAAGGGCACGCUUCAGCUGAUCCCCCGCUACGACACGUCGGCUCCCAACAAGUGGACGUCCGGACGCAUCGAAUCGAAGUACACCUUCACGCCUACAGCGGGCAAGAUCACCAGAGUCGAGUCCAAACUCCGCCUCGGCGGCAAUGCCAAGAUCCACAAGCAGGGUCUUUGGCCUGCUUUCUGGAUCCUCGGCAACUCGUAUCGAAAGGGUACCAAAUGGCCUGCUUGCGGAGAAAUCGAUAUCCUGGAAAACAUCAACGGCCAGAAGCUUGCUUAUGGCGGUGUCCACUGCGACGUGUCCCAGGGCGGUAUCUGCAACGAGCCAUCGGGCAUUGUCGACACUACCAACAUCCCCGAUGCUAGCUAUCACAUUUGGCGAGUCGACUUCAACCGCAAGAGCAGCUCUUGGAAGAGCCAGUCGAUUACCUGGUCCGUUGAUGGCAAGGUGUUCAACACUGUCACUGGCGCACAAAUUGGCAAUGCUGCCGUGUGGAAGACCCUCUGCCAGAGCCCGCUCUACAUCAUUUUCAACGUCGCCGUUGGCGGUUACUGGCCAGGCGCCCCGAACUCUAAGACGUGGGGAGGAGCAGGCAGCUUGAUGGAAAUCGGUUAUGUCGCUCAAUAUGUGUCUAAAUAAGCAAUUCUUUUGCGGGCAACCUGUUACUUAAUGUUUAAUUGCGAAACAUAAAACCUUGGUUUAUUUACUUUUACCUUGUGUGCCGCCUUUAUUUAUUGGUAGCACAACUUAUCACCAACCAGAUGAUUGUCCACCACUAACCGAGGUUGAGUCGUAAUAGGUAAUCAGCAGAUGUAGGCUUGUACCAAAACAAUAUUUUGGCUGUGUUGGACUUGAGGGUUGAGAGUGCG